Messenger RNA from Selaginella moellendorffii, 1017 nucleotides. RefSeq names its product 14-3-3-like protein. Gene Ontology annotation, cellular component: cytoplasm. Bases 36 to 740 code for a protein of 234 amino acids. The transcript has 3 exons. Lineage: Eukaryota; Viridiplantae; Streptophyta; Lycopodiopsida; Selaginellales; Selaginellaceae. The record is from RefSeq and is a predicted model, not a curated record. Gene Ontology annotation, biological process: signal transduction.
UGAGUGAUGGCUUGAAUCGCUUGGGACUGUAUAGGAUGGCUGGUCGCAAAGGGGAAUACAUAGCAGAGCUUGCUGAUGAGAUGGUGAAAGAAGGAUAUGUCCCAAGCCCCAGAAUUGAGAGCAUUGUUGACAAGCGCCAUCAAAGCUGCCCGUAUCUUAACGAUCUCCACUUGUUGAGAGAGUUCUCCAGAUUGGAGAAAGAGGAGCGGUAUUUGCUGACAUUCAUGGCGCUGGCAGGGGGAGCGAGAAGUGGGUUGCUGCGGAUCACGUCGUAUGUUGAGCAAAACAAUUGCAACGAGGACACCGUCAAGGCCAUGCUCGCUGUCGUCGACGCACACCUCAUGUCGACGUCCUCAACCGGCGAGUCGUUGGUCUUGUAUCUCAAGAUGAAGGCCGACUACAAUCGCUACCUCGUUGAUUUGAAGACCGGCCAACAACGCCAGGAGGCCGAACAAGCCACCCUCAUGGCCUUCAAGAUCGCCCAGGAGCAUGCUUUUGCGGAGCUUCCUCCGACGCACUCCUUCCGACUGGGACUCGCGCUGAACUUGUCGGCGUUUUGCUUCGAGCAUCUCAACUCUCUGGAUCGGGCUUGUUUUGUGGCACAGCAGGCUAUUGAUGAGGCACAGGCCAAAGUGGAGGCGUCGGGGAAGGAGCCCCGGAGGGAAACCAGCCGGAUCAUGGAGCUCCUCCGGCAAAACCUCGCGGUUUGGACGAGAAUGAGUAUUGAAUCAUCCCUCUAAGUUGUGAAUUCUAAGACCUGUGCCUAGGUUUGCCGACAAUUGCCUAGUGUUGCAACUUGGAUGAUUCCAAGGGAAACUCAGCAGUGAUAGAACUCGGUUUGACAUUGAAACUCAGUUUCAGGCUUGGUAUUGGAGAGAAUUCAUAUAUAUAGUUUCCUGCUGUACGCAAGACGAGCCACCAGGAACAGAACGUCCCCGGCUCGAAUCCAAGCCCUGAAUGGACAGAAGAAGGGAUUCACGCACAUUGUUUUCUCAAGGAUAUGUAUUCUAGCCUGAU